GUCCAAAAAGCCUUCAGAAUCUGUAUUUGAAGCUUCUUCCACAGAUGAUUCAACGUUGUGGCCAGAAUGGUCCGAUGCAGCGUUAAACAAGGAAAAUUGGGCUCAUCCCAAAAGUAAUUAAUAAGAAAAAUUGUUCUUUCAUAAUUUUGUUCAUUGCAAUUUUAUACUGAUUCUAGAUGGACCGGAUGGUUUGUUUCUCGACACACAGCUCGUUCAAUUACCCCCAUCUUUAGUACCUCGUAAGUGGAUAAGAGCAAAGAAUUUAGACAAUCUAAAUGUAUGUACGCUCCCUUAAAAAAUUAAUUUCUAUUCAUGUGAUUGUCUAAAAAAAUCAACUUUACUUAACUUAUUUAUAAUUGUAUAACUUGAAUUUAGGGACAACUGACAGUAUUUGUCGCUAAUUCAAAGAGUCCAGACUAUAUCGCGAAUAACAAACACUUAUUACACAGUCAGGUAAUCUAUAUUAAUUCAGAUAUGCCCGCACUUUCUAACAAAAUCUUUCAAAGUAUUAUCAUUUUCAUCCCUAUUUGCGGUUUGAAUUGGAUGCAUGCUAGAAUAUUUCCAAAAAUAACGUAUUUUAAUUUAUCGGAUUGAUCAGCUUGGUUUCUGAGCGACUUCGAAAUAUUAAACAACAGGAAAGAAAAAAUUACUAAUUAAAAAAUAAAGUGUCCAUUCAGAAAGAGUCGCAAAGCGAUCCACGAUUGUUCGAGAUCGCGUCACAAUUGAUCGGAGUGUACACACCGAUCAAGAAGCAACCUGCUCGCAAUUAAACGUGGUUCAAUGAAGGAACGACUUUCAGUUCGCACGGUGGUUCAUUUCCGCGCUAAUAAAUCUCCAGUACUGCGGUCGAGAUGGAUUGGAAAUAAGUAGCGAGAGCAGCAAUUUUGUUUGGAAUGGUCGGUACCAAUCUUGGCAGGGCUGGAUGAAUGUGUAUUCGAUGAACAAGGCCGGCAAGGGUAUGCUACAUCGGCCCGUUAUAAAUCCAAACGGUAUACUCUCAACAUUUUAUUAAUCAUCCAUUUCUUUAUUUCAUUUUUUUACAUCAGACGCAAAUUAUUCGCGAUGCGUUGCGAUUUAAUUAAAUCGAUCAUCGGGAAUGUUGCUCGUUCCUCACCUCUCCAAAUAAAUUAGAACACUCCAGCGUCUACUAUUACCAUUUUAUCGUCAUUAACGAGACAGCUUGUUGGCUUUCUAACGCGUGAUGUUCGUUAAUGCGUAUAUCCAGAGUCUGAGUAAAGAAGAUCUAGAGAUCUCUUAUUAUAUAUUAUAUUUUGAUACGCUUAGAGAUUUCUUGAAACCUAAUUUCUUAGAUUCGCGAAUUCGAUACCUUGUGCGUUUCGAAGGGGUUUUUUAAUUUCUUAGGAUUUAGUGUCCCAUUCCAUGAAAAUUAUAUUUUUCCUUCGUGAAGAAACUUUAUUCCUGUGUAUAAAGAUUUUUGAAAAAUUUCUAUUACGUCGAAGGCAAAUACGUCGUAAGAUUAUAUUUCUUGGGAGCUUGGCGCCGGAUUCUCGUGGAUGAUAUGAUACCAGUGAAUGAAGAGAAAGUACCACUUUUACCUCGAACUACUAAUAAUUUUGAAUUAUGGCCCAUGCUUCUUUCAAAGGCCCUAUUGAAAUUGUGCUCUUUGACCUGGACAGACUAUUACGAGAUCGUAGAUUUCCAUCCUGUCACGUGUUUAACAGGUAAUGUAAUAACUAAACUAUUUAAUUUAUGCAUCUAUGGUAUAUUUGGUACUAUGGUAUAUUUAUGCACUUAUGGAAAAUUUUAAAGUGCAGAAAUAUUCAAAAUAUGUAAGAAACAUGUAAAAUAUCUAUUUAAUUAGAGACAUAAAAGUAUAUUUCUCUUCCUCUAUUAUAUAUUGUUUCUCUUCAAUUAAAUGCAGGAUGGGUUUGUUUGCGAUUAGAAGUGGAGUAUCUCUCACCCCAAGAUAAAUGGGACUUUUUGAGACAGUACGCAGACCAUUUCGAAUGGGAAGCGGAAGUUACGGAGCAGGAAAGUCAGGGUUAGUCGCGUGUCUCCUGUAUUUAUCAUUUUUACAAUUCGUAUAUAGUUUUAACGCUUUGUAAAUAGAAGCUUCGAGGUCUAAGAAAAGUAAAGAGGAGAGAAAGUCUAGGGAAACGACGAGGACGAAAAAAUCCAAGGAUACGAAUCUUACGAGAAGAUCCACCAACACUGCUGAUACGAAAAAGUCCAAGAAAACCGAUCGAUCGAGAAAAUCGAAAAAUAAUCAGAAGCUCAGCGCUUUGAUUAAGCCACAACCAGUUACUCUGUUUCUCGGUUUGAAAGACAUGAACGAAGUAUCUUCAGAAAUUGUGCCGGAAAUAGCACCAUGUUGGGGCCAUUUUAUUUAUGUAGCUCAGUCACGCGAUAUUCCUUUGGAUCCCAAAGAUGUAUGUUAAAUAAUUUUUGGAACUUAGUACGGCGAAUAUUGUGUACACGAUCGUGAGUGAAAUUUUAUCCCAUUUGAAUUUUAUUUUAAUAUUAUCGUGCUGUGUAAUAUUGUAGCAAUGUUAUAAUUCGUAACCACUGAAAAUAAUGAUUUCUCUAAAAAUGAUUACUUUUUAUGAUUGAAUAACAAUAAGACAUUCUUUUCCGUUUGUUUAACUGUAUUAAUUUUUUAAUUUAAACCAGAUAUAUUGCGGUAAACUUUCGCCCAUGAUAGGAUAUCGAAAUAAAUGAAAAAAAUAAAUGAUAUAAAUAAUAGGUGAAGCCUCCGUUAGCAAGAUGGAAAUUUUAUCGUUGGUUAAAAUGGGCGAUCAACGAAGGAAUAAUCGAUCCAGUUGAAUACUUCGUACCGAUUCGAUCCCUGAAAAUAGUCAGCCCUUUGAGGAAAUGCGAGGAUAGCGUGAUGAACAAAUACAUUACGACAACUACAGAGAAAGAUCUUCAAGAUGAAACUGUCAAUGAUAAGUCGAAAACAGACGAAACAAGUCAGAAAGAUAGGGCUCGUGAAAUGUCGAAGGAGGAGAAGAAAAUUUCGCCAGAUUUUUCAGAGGACAUCAGCUUCUGGGCAGAUUUUAACAAAAUGGAACCCUACGUGAAAGACGUACAUUUUUUCUAUAAACUAGAUUACUUUCAAUACAGUAUGAAACUGUCAGAUCGAUUUGCAUCGAAACAACCAAACGAUGAAAAAUCUGAAACUAAAAAAGAGAGUAAGAAAGGUAGCAGGAGAAGUUCACCGUCUAAAACAACGUUUAAAAACUCUGAAUUCAUCGAUACUUAUAGUUGGCCUCAAAAAAUGUCAAAAACCAGAAACGAGCCGCUAUAUGUCUUCACCGAUUCGUUGGAAGAGAAAUUCUUUCUCAUCGACUUUGCAACGUUCCAAGUUUCCAUCGAAAUUGUCGAAGACGCCGACGAUGAAACUUCAAUUCCCAGAACCAAAUUAAAGGGAAAUAAAGAUUGUCUAAGUAUAGAAGAGCAUUGUUGGUUUCGUAAGCCAGAAAAAUCCAUCUUCUUCGUCUCCGUUUUAACUGCUGGCACAAAAUCAACCGUGAUGGAAAUAGAUCGAGGGAGACACCUUUUACGAGUUUACUGUCACUCGGAAUCCAAUUGCCUUAUAUCUAUCUCAUCGGAUACGGUUUUCCACGUGGGGGACAGGCGAAGGAUGUAUCAACUAAUGUGCACAGAAUCUGAAACGGUCGAUCAGAUGGCGAGGCACAUCAGCAACUCCGUCUGUAGCGUCUAUCAAGCGUUUGGCACUGAAAGAUACUCGGAAGCCUUGAAGAUUUACUACAAAAGCUACUUGCCACCGGUUGAAGAUCGAGAGAUGAGGGACAAGUUGUUCUAUAAUCAGAUACACGACUACUUUAUCGAGGAACAAGUACAAUUAAUUAGAAAAAUCAUGCCUGAAGACGAGGUUCCAGGUGUUUUACGAGCUCUGAGAAUAUUUUUUCUGAAUCAUACUGUUGGCUUAGAAUGCUUCAAAAACGCAACGAUCGUGUUGAAGAACUUGCUGAACAAGACGAGAAGGUUGAUUGAAAAUAGAAGAUACGCUAGUCAGCAUCCCACGGAAAAAAUUAUUGUACAAAAUAAGGCUGCAGCUGUUAUUCAAGCGUUUUUCAAAACGAUUACCAUUAGGAGAUAUUUGAAAAUACAUAAUCCUCGUCACGAACAGCAUAAUCAAGUUUUACAGAAUCUAUUGAAAGUUGCAGAAUUGUAUAAUUAUAAUAAGCGAGAAUCCUUAGCUAAUCAGGUAUUGAGGAAUAUAUUAAAGCAUCAUGAUAAAUUACGUGACAUUUACUAUUGUUCUAAAGACUUCGAGUACACCUUGCAAGCGCAAGAAUUGAAAGGGACGGUGACAAAUAUCACGCCAAACCAAUGGCUCCCUAUUAUAAGACUCGUGGUGAAUCCUCAACCCUCAGAGACAGUGUUUGCCAGUAUAGAUUUAUUUGUUAACCUACCAAAGUAUAGUGUACGCAUGUUUAAAAAUGAGACAGGUGAAGAAAUACAACGAGUGGUAAACAAUGUGGUUCCAACUCGGUACCAGCAUACGAAACUAGGUUACACUAUCUUCUGCUAUGGUUGGAGCGAAGAUCAAACGUUGAAAGAGUUACCUUGGUCCUUAAAUAUAAUUACAAUGAAAGGACAACCUGUGUUUUAUUUUCUAAUUGACGAAGUAUCGUUUCUCACGAUUAACAUGCCUCCUAUAUUAGCUAUAGAAGAAUUGUCCAACAGUUAUAUUCCUAAUUCGAGAAAUUAUAUUUCCAAGUGGAUCGUUCGAGUGGUGAAACCUAGUUUGGUCUCGUUUAGAUUAAGAGUAUCGUAUGAGAAAGUAAGAAUGAGAUUGAGAGUCAUCGAUGAGGAAGGUCAAGUGUUGUCGCAAAUAAAAGGUACUUGUGUAGUUAUUUUGCCGAUGGUGUAUUUGGAAUUUCGAAGAAGUUCUACUGAAAUUACACUUGAAAGGGAUAAUUCUAAUAACAUCGAUGAAGAGAAUUCUAGCGAAGAGAAAGUUGAUAGCAACGAAAGUAGAAGUAAGGAUGAUGUGAUAGCUCACACGAUUUAUCACGUAGAAGCGUCAGUGCUUGGAAACAGCUGGCCAUUGACUGAUACAGAAUGGAGUCUUGUGUCAGAAUUUAAAGUGAAACCGACAGGCUCUGUUAUUAAAAAGAAACUACCACCUUUUUCGAAUACAGGAAGACUGUCAAAGAGUGAGUCGUUAAGAUCGAGGAGAGUUUCGAAGCAGUCUGUUGAAAGUGUUCCGGCUGUCGAGUCGCCUUAUUGGAUUCUUCAAGUAGUUACUGAUUCUGGAAGCGGAUUAAAGAUAUCCCAAGAUAGGACGAAGGAAAGGGAGAUAGCGAGGAUGAAGGAAGCCUGGGCGAAAGAGAAUCCUGACAGCUUGCAGCGUGGUAGAGAACUCCGUGAAGCUUUCAUAAAGAAACACGAGAUCAAGUCGAAAUGCUUAGCGGAUUCGUUCGAAAAGAAACCUUCGAGUCAUUCCGAGAAAUCGUUGACGAAAAGGGAGAGCCAUCGUUUGUCGCACAUCGAGACAUCCAGGAUUUCAAUGGCUCAUUUGGAGAAGAGGACGUUGAAGCCACCUCCGUCCCUUCGUAGACUUCCACCCUUGGAUUUGACUAUCUACGAGGUCAAAGAGGACGAGGAGAACGAAGCAUGGGUAAAGAUGGAGUCGGAUGAAGAAAUGAUGCGAAAUAUUCGUAUAAUGAAUAUCUUGUACGCUCAGGAAGACUACGCGUAUUUUCUCGAAGAUCUGAACAAGCUAUAUAAAAGACAGAAGUACCAAUACGAAACAUUGUAUGGAAGAUAUAUAGAUGCAUUUUUUGAUAGAAGAGGAAUGUUGGAAGACGUGUACGAAGCUCGAAAAGGAUAUAUAGCUAGUACGAAGCCUGUAGCUGCUUCGAGCACCAAGUCUACUAAGAGAAGCAAGAAAUCUAAGAAAACUUAGACCAAUUAAUUUUAGAAUAAUUUACAUUAAUUUUAAUUCAGUAAUUUACUAUCACAAGUAAAUAUUUGGUUAAUGUAGUUAUGCUAGAUUAAAUAGUCAGAACAAAU
Molecule: messenger RNA, 6006 nt
Organism: Bombus huntii
Lineage: Eukaryota; Metazoa; Arthropoda; Insecta; Hymenoptera; Apidae
Exons: 2
Coding region: 2849-5899 (1016 amino acids)
Source: RefSeq, a predicted model, not a curated record